Pelecanus crispus (Dalmatian pelican) is the source of this 664-nucleotide messenger RNA. The record is from RefSeq and is a predicted model, not a curated record. Lineage: Eukaryota; Metazoa; Chordata; Aves; Pelecaniformes; Pelecanidae.
AUGCAGAGAUAAGAAGUAUGAUUAUUAUAGCCUGCCAAAAACCUCUGUUGUGAUAGCUUUUUAUAACGAGGCUUGGUCAACACUUCUGCGAACUGUUCAUAGUGUUCUUGAGACAUCUCCAGAUAUACUUUUGGAAGAAGUUAUCCUUGUAGAUGAUUACAGUGACAAAGAACAUUUAAAGGAAGCUUUGGAAAACUACGUGGCUGGCUUACGCAAGGUGCGUCUUAUCCGUGCAAAUAAGCGAGAGGGGCUGGUUCGCGCCCGGCUGCUGGGGGCAUCUGUGGCGAAAGGAGACAUCCUGACGUUCCUGGACUGCCACUGUGAAUGCCACGAGGGCUGGCUGGAGCCGCUGCUGGCAAGGAUUGCGGAAGAAGAAUCAGCUGUUGUCUGCCCUGUUAUUGAUGUUAUUGACUGGAAUACAUUUGAGUACUUGGGAAAUGCUGGUGAGCCACAGAUUGGCGGAUUUGACUGGAGACUGGUCUUCACUUGGCAUAAUACCCCUGAAAGAGAACAAAACCGGAGGAAGUCCAAGACUGAUGUGAUCAGGUCUCCAACCAUGGCAGGUGGAUUGUUUUCUGUGAGCAAGAAUUAUUUUGAUUAUCUUGGUUCUUAUGACACAGGAAUGGAAGUCUGGGGAGGAGAAAACCUUGAAUUCUCAUUUAGG